AUGCUCGCAAACUGUGAUGCACAACCGACAACGGAAGCCAUGGACGGCGCGGCUAGCGAUGGGAACUAUCGGGACAUGGUUUGGCUUGACAAGAACCGCUUCGAGGGAUGCACCACUGCAGCCAUGGACCGCGCUGCGAGCAAUGGCUUAUUGGACAUUUGGCUGCACAAGAAUCGCACUGAGGGAUGCACCACUGCGGCCAUGGAUGACGCCGCGACAAACGGCCACCUCGAUGUUGUCAAGUUCCUACACGAAAACCGUUCCGAGGGCUGCACUACCAGAGCGAUGGAUGGCGCGGCAACUAACGGCCACCUCAACGUUGUCAAGUUCUUGCACGAGAAUCGCUCGGAAGGCUGCACCACUGCCGCCAUGGACGGCGCGAUAACCAAUAGUCGAGCGAAUGUCGCUCGAUGGCUGAAUGAGAACCGCUCAGAAGGCUGCUCAACCGCAGCCAUGGACAAUGCCGCGGGGCAGGGAUAUCUCGCCGCCGUCAAGUGGUUGAAGGACAAUCAAAAGGCAGGCUGCAGCCCUGCUGCCAUGAUCAACGCGGCGUCGAAGGGACAUUUGGAGGUGAUAAAGUAUCUGCACGCGGAGGUUAAUCAGCCAGCUACCAGUGCUGCGAUCACCGCCGCCGCGGAGAACGGUCAUCUUCGAGUAGUCGAA
Messenger RNA from Phytophthora sojae, 663 nucleotides. RefSeq lists its product as hypothetical. Gene Ontology annotation, molecular function: protein binding. NCBI's taxonomy places the organism in Eukaryota, Oomycota, Peronosporomycetes, Peronosporales, Peronosporaceae. The record is from RefSeq and is a predicted model, not a curated record. The annotation marks the transcript as partial. The transcript has 2 exons.